AAAGAACUGAAUCAUUCGCAUUAUACUAUUGUUGUUUACUCUGUUCUCUGUUAGAAUUAUCUGAUAUCAGAAAAACUUCAAUGAGUGCUUAUUUUCUCAAAUCAUUUUAUCUUCUUCUCCUACUUUCAUUGCUUACUUCAGGAAUUAGUGUCACAUUGAAGAACUCAAGCGAAAGUGGUGAAGCAAAGUGCAUAGAGAGGGAGAGGCAAGCACUCCUCAGCUUCAAAAAAAGUCUUAUAGAUGACUUUGGCAUGCUCUCCACUUGGACCAAUAAUACAGAUUGUUGCAAAUGGAAACGCAUUCAAUGCAAUAGUCAUACUGCUCAUGUGCAACUACUAGAUCUUCAUGGAAACCACAGUUAUACACCGUUUUUGAGAGGUGCAAUCAAUAUCACUUCAUUGAUCCACUUGCAAUAUAUUGAACAUCUAGAUCUCAGCAAUAAUUUGUUUUUUGGGAUUGGCAUCCCAGACUUCAUGGGCUUGGCCAACUUAAGAUACCUCGGCCUCUCCAAUUCUGACUUUGCGGGGAGGAUUCCUUCCAAAAUUGGUAAUCUUUCACAACUACGCUAUCUAAAUCUUAGGGACAAUUAUCUUUGGGGACAAAUUCCUAUUCAAAUUGGGAAUCUCAAACUAUUACAGUAUCUCGAUCUUGGAGGAUUUUUUCUUUCUGGAAAAAUCCCAUCUCAAAUUGGGAAUCUCAGCAAGCUACUAUAUCUCAGUCUUGGAUGUAAUUAUGGAAGGAAUAUGGGACACAAUGUUUCAAAUUCUCUUUCCGGAGCAAUCCCUUUUCACAUUGGGAAUCUUCCAUUUUUGCGUACUCUUCGGCUGGGUGGCAAUUUUGAUAUAAAAGCUAAGGAUGCACAGUGGUUGUCUUCUCUCCAUUCCUUAACCGUUCUUGAACUCACUUCAUUACAUAAUCUUGGCUCAUCUCGUCAGUGGUUACAAACUAUCAGUAAGAUCCUUCAAAACUUAACAGAGCUAAGGCUAGUUGAGUGUAAUCUUUUAGACAACGAUAUUCAAUCUUUGUUUCAGUCUCAUUCUUCCAACAACUCACUUUCUCUUACUCUCCUGGACUUCUCUUCUAAUAUGUUGACAUCAUCAUCACUUCAACUCUUGUUUAACUUUAGCCUUAAUCUUCAAGAGCUUUAUCUUCCUCAUAAUUAUAUUUCUCUAUCACCUCUGUGUCUAAAUUUUCCAUCUCUUACCAUCCUUGACCUCUCUUAUGGUGAUCUAGCGUCAUCAACCGUUCUAGGUAAUUUUAAUAUCAGCUCCAAACUGCAAGAGCUUCAUCUACAAAGCAACGGUCUUAUAGAUAGCAGUUUCCUUAUUUCAUCUACUUCCAUAAGGAAUUCUUUGUCCUCUCUUCUCCACAUUGAUCUCUCCAAUAACUUGUUAAGAUCAUACCCUAUAUUUCACUGGCUUUCUAAUUUCACUACCAAUCUUCGUACCCUUCAUCUUGAUUUUAAUUUCUUGGAAGGUUCCCUUCCAGAUGAAUUUGGGAAAUCGAUGAACUCUCUCGAAUAUCUUUUUCUCUCUAAUAACAAACUACAAGGAAAUGUUCCAUCUUUCUUUGGGAACAUGUGCCAGUUACAGGUAUUAGACCUCUCAUAUAACAAGUUGAAUGGUGAAUUUCCGAACUUCAUUCAAAAUUCUUCAUGGUGUAGUAGACCCAUAUUUAGGGAUUUGGAAUUAUCUUAUAACCAAAUAACUGGCAAGAUACCCGAGCGCAUCACACUACUAUCUGAGUUGGAGACGUUAUUGUUAGAUGGGAAUUCUUUAGAAGGUGAUGUCACUGAAUCUCAUCUUUCUAAUUUUUCCAAAUUAUAUUUGUUAUCACUGUCAUACAAUUCGUUGUCUCUAAAAUUUGACUCUAGUUGGAUUCCCCCUUUUCGAUUAACUUACUUGGCUCUAGCUUCCUGCAAGCUAGGUAAGGCUUUUCCAAACUGGCUCCAAACUCAAAGUUCCUUAAUCUAUCUGGAUAUAUCUGAUAGUGGCAUAAGUGAUUCCGUGCCAGAAUGGUUUUGGAAUAAGUUGCAGACUAUAUACGUGUUGAAUAUGGCUCAAAAUAAUAUCAUUGGUUCAAUUCCUGAUAUGCAAUUGAAGCUUCCUUCCAGACCAUCAAUAAAUUUAAAUUCAAAUAAAUUUGAGGGAAAAGUUCCAUUAUUUUUUCUACAAGCUUCCGAGCUGUUACUCUCUUCAAAUAAUUUUUCAGAUUUAUUUUCAUUCUUAUGUGGAAACGUCACCGCUGCAAACCUUGCCACUUUAGAUUUAUCAGAUAAUCAAAUAAAGGGGCAACUUCCAGAUUGUUGGAAAUCUGUAGAUCGAUUAUUAUUUCUUGAUUUAAGCAACAACGAAUUGACAGGAAAGGUUCCCAUAUCCAUGGGCAACCUUGUUACAUUGGAAGCUUUGGUUUUACGAAACAAUAGUUUAAUGGGUGAAUUGCCUUCCUCUUUGAAGAAUUGCAACAAAUUAAUUAUGCUGGAUGUGAGUGAGAAUAUGUUGUCUGGUCCAAUACCAUCAUGGGUUGGAGAAAGCAUGCAACAACUGAUAAUAUUGAUCAUGCGAGGGAAUCACUUCUCUGGAAAUCUUACCCUUCCUCUAUGUUAUUUGAAACGUAUUCAGUUGUUUGAUCUUUCAAUAAAUAACUUAUCAGGUGGAAUUCCAACUUGCUUAAAUAAUUUUACGGCUUUGUCUGCAAGCAACAUCAACAAAACUGAAACUGAGAAUCGUGUGCAUUGGUACAAUAAUACUUACUAUGAAAUUUAUAGCAUUUCCGGUUAUAGUUAUUAUACGCUUCAUAUAACAUGGAUGUGGAAAGGAGCGGGACGCAACUUCGCAAAUCCAGAAUUGACUCUUUGUAGCAUUGAUCUCUCAUGUAAUAAUUUAACAGGUAAAAUGCCAAGAGAGAUUACAUAUAUGCUGGGAUUAGUUUCUUUGAAUUUAUCAAGAAACAAUUUGAGUGGAGAAAUUCUUUCCGAUAUUGGAAAUUUAAGUUUACUUGAAUCUCUUGACUUGUCAAGAAAUCAAUUCUGUGGGAGAAUUCCUUCUUCUCUUUCUCAAAUGAAUUUUCUCCAAAACUUGGACUUGUCACACAACUCUCUUUCUGGAAGAAUCCCAUUGGGAAGACACAUGGAUACAUUUGAUGCCUCUUGUUUUGAAGGAAAUAUUGAUCUUUGUGGUGAACAACUUAACAUGAGUUGUGCUGGAUAUCAGACAUCUGUAAAGUCUCAAGAGGCAACAGUCCAUGGAGAAGAUUUUGUUUUCUAUGAGGCAUUAUACAUGAGCUCAGGAAUAGGAUAUUUCACAGGCUUUUGGGGCUUAUUAGGACCAUUGCUACUUUCGCAACCAUGGAGAAUUGCUUACUUGAGAUUUUUGAACAGACUCAUAGACUAUCUAUUUCUAAUGGUUGAAGUGAACAUAGCAAAGUUCCAAAACUGACUAAAAGACUUAGAGAAUUUGCAGUUUAAAUCGCUUUUCAUCGAGACUCCA
Molecule: messenger RNA, 3488 nt
Organism: Vigna radiata var. radiata (mung bean)
Lineage: Eukaryota; Viridiplantae; Streptophyta; Magnoliopsida; Fabales; Fabaceae
Product: LRR receptor-like serine/threonine-protein kinase GSO1
Exons: 2
Coding region: 81-3437 (1118 amino acids)
Molecular function (GO): protein binding
Source: RefSeq, a predicted model, not a curated record